UAAUGGCAAAUUGUUUUCCAUACGUUACCAAAGAUGAACUUUUUUAUGAGCUGGAAUCAUUCAGUCAAAAUGCAUUAAGUCAAUCACCAAUUAUCCGACGAUAUGCAACAAAAACACCUAUUUAUGAUCAAGAGACAGAGACGACAAAAAAAAAAUUUUUGCAAAACAUCAAAAAAGAGAUGAAAUCUAAUAAUGUGGAAAUUCUUGGAGAUAUGAUGAUAGAAAUUCAUGAAGUGAAUGAAACACUUAUCGUUCCAUACAUUGAUCUUCGCGCUUAUUCUGCAUUACUAUUGCCUCUAUCUGAAAAUGACUCAUUUUUUUUGAAAAAUAUUAUGAUUCAUAGGGGAAACAUCGAUAUCGUUGAUACAAUUCAAUUCAACGAUUCCUGGACAAAAUUGAAUUUUUCAGAUCUUUUGAAACCACGAAUGUCCGAUUUAUUCAAAGAUUAUUGGAUAGAAUUUAACUUCAAGCCAUCAAAGAAAUUCAAAGACUUGGCCUUAACAUUGGAAGAUCCAUCAACAACAAUAAAAAAAACUUCCAACCAAGAGAUUAAAAAUAUUGUGGGUUUCAGCGAAUGGGUAGAAGCACCAUAUGAAAACAAUGAAAAAGACCUAUCUAUAAAAAUCGAAUCAAAUUCAACGGAUUGUGAUAAAUCAUUCGUUAAUGCCACAAUUCAAAUUAUUUUUUAUAAUGGAAAAAUUUUGGAACAAUCACAAUUUACUUUUAAUAAAAGUGGAAAAUCUUGCAACUAUGUUAGAGAUUUAAAAAAAGAAAAAAUUAUUGGUCCAUUCAAAAUUUUCUAUAAAUUCAAGAAUCCUACUCAUGAUGAAAAGCUGUGUGUUUUAUCUGUAGACAAAAUAUCACCUGAUAAAAAUUCCGUUUCACCUAAUAGCCCAACGUAUUUUUGGUUCAAUGAAAAAUUUGAUAAUUUAUAUGAUUGUCCAGUGAAUUUUGAAUUCGAUCAAAGCACUAAUCGAUGUUGGUUACAAACUAUUUAUCAUGAUGUACAUGUUAAUU
Dermatophagoides pteronyssinus (European house dust mite) is the source of this 1017-nucleotide messenger RNA. RefSeq lists its product as uncharacterized. Lineage: Eukaryota; Metazoa; Arthropoda; Arachnida; Sarcoptiformes; Pyroglyphidae. The record is from RefSeq and is a predicted model, not a curated record. Gene Ontology annotation, molecular function: calcium ion binding.